Messenger RNA from Poecilia reticulata (guppy), 1298 nucleotides. The record is from RefSeq and is a predicted model, not a curated record. NCBI's taxonomy places the organism in Eukaryota, Metazoa, Chordata, Actinopteri, Cyprinodontiformes, Poeciliidae.
UUAACUGCCCGCUCAACCAUUUGGUUGAGCACAUUUUGGGUCUCUAUAUCUCAAUAUGAGGAGUGUCUAACUUAGCUUAACCUGAUUGAGCCAUCUCUGCCACUUGCUUGAAAGACGAUAUGCUAAAGAAAUCCACUAGAGGGCACUGUUUCUUUAAAUAGUAAUAGUUCUUCUUCUCCUCUCCAACCACGAAGUCAGAACCCUGAAACUCUGUCACAUAUAUCGACUGGUUGUGGUAAAACGUUGAAAGAUGGAUGCUAAAUCCUUCUAUGGCGCGAGGCCACGCACUCGUCUUGCCCUUGUGCCAGAUGAUCCCCGAGAAUCUGAUGGUGAUCUGAGCGAUGACCAAGUUGAAGAUCCAGAUUAUGAGCCCACACAARGAGAUGAUGCUGGAGACUCCUCAUUCGAAUCCCUGGAUGAAGAGGAGGCUCCCUCAAAAAGCAGGUCUUUCACAAAGCCACCUCAUAAAAAAAGAAGAAAAGGAAAGGAAAGCACCCUAAAAACUAUUCGAUUGGAGCAGCCAAAUGACAACCCCAAUCCAAAUUACACCUCAGGCCCCCCAAAAAACGCAAGAAGAAUCUGGAAGCAUGAAGAUAUUGAUGAGUUCCAAAUUCUCAAUUCAAAAUUUGAACCCCCUAAAGAUGUGCCCUCACCCUCCCAGUAUUUUAAGAUGCUCUUCACAGAUGAGAUGAUUGAACAUAUAGCAUAUCACACUAAUUUGUAUUCUGCUCAAGAGCUGGGUGAUCCAAUCAAAACUAGUCCUUCAGAAAUAGAGCAUUUCUUAGCUGUCCUACUUUUCAUGGGUGUUUUCAAUUUCCCGUCACUGGAGGACUACUGGCUCCAGAAAUCACGCUUCGAUCUGAUUGCUGACAUCAUGCCAAGGAGGAGAUUCCAGCUGUUACGGCGAUACAUUCAUUUCAAUGAUAAUCAGCAGUGCAGUGAGAGUCAGGACAGAUUUUACAAAAUCCGUCCCCUUUUUGAAAUGCUUCGUGAGCAGUGUCUCUUGAUACCAUCCACUCACAAGCACAGUGUUGAUGAGGUCAUGGUGGCAUAUAAAGGCACAAGAGCUGGUAACCUGCGCCAGUACAUCGCCAACAAGCCAGACAAGUGGGGCUUCAAAUUAUUCUGUCGAGCAAGUUCAUCCGGCAUCAUCCACGACCUCCUGCUGUAACAAGGGGCAUCCACGUUCUUCAAUGUUGCUCUCAGUAAAGAGGAGCAGGCCCUGCCUCUGGGAGCAAAAGUGGUGACAACGCUCUGCAAAACCAUAAAAGAGCCCCAGAUGUCUGUUGUCUUUUGUG